Molecule: messenger RNA, 1113 nt
Organism: Melanotaenia boesemani (Boeseman's rainbowfish)
Lineage: Eukaryota; Metazoa; Chordata; Actinopteri; Atheriniformes; Melanotaeniidae
Product: histamine N-methyltransferase-like
Exons: 7
Coding region: 161-1033 (290 amino acids)
Molecular function (GO): N-methyltransferase activity
Source: RefSeq, a predicted model, not a curated record
UGAGCAAACGCUCAAGAGCCCAGCCAGAAGGACGGAACAACAACUCUUCAGCUAAGACAGACCAAGACACUUUCCUCGUUCAACAGAUACACCAACCCAAGGUCAUUUUAACGCAUGAGUAGGCGACAACUUUAUCAGUUGAGGUUUAAAAGAAUCCAUCAUGGCUGCAGAUGAAAAGCAAACUUGUUAUCAGGGCGUCUAUCUCAACAGCUUCCAGUUCUACUUGGAAAAAUCAGGAGAGCAUGCAGUCCUGCGCCAGUAUGUUGAGAAAAUCCUACCUGGAGAAUUUCAAAGAAUUGGAGCUGGCAAAAGCAGCCUGGAUGUUCUUGGUGUUGGAAGUGGUGGAGGUGAGAUUGAUGCUCACAUGCUCUCCUUACUGCAGUCGUCAUUCCCUGCCAUCCCCAUCACUGCGGACAUUGUGGAGGGCAGCUCUGCACUUGUAGACAAAUUUAAAGCCAUGGUAGCAAAGACUGCCAACCUUCAGAAGAUCCCAUUUACUUGGCACAUCAUGCACAGUGAGGACUACGAGAAGCAUGUAAAAGCAAAGGGAGACAUGAAGAAGUUUGACUUCAUACACAUGAUUCAGAUGAUCUACUAUGUGGAUAACCUUGCUGAAACUAUCAAGUUUUACCACAGCCUCCUGAAGAUUAAUGGCAGGCUUAUGAUCAUCAUUGAAGCAGGCAACAGUGGCUGGGACAUCCUGUGGAAGACUUACAAUAAGGAUCUGUGUGGCAACGAGGUGAAAGAGUACCGCGCAUCCACAGAGAUCCUUACCUGCCUGAAGAGCCUUGGUCUUAAAUAUGAGGAGUAUUCAAUUCCAAACAGCUUUGACAUCACUGAGUGCUUUGAUCUGAGCAGCGGAUCCGGAGAAUGUCUGCUGAGUUUCAUGACAGCAAGAGACCACUUCUCUGAAUCUUUCAGUCCGGAGAUCAGAGCAGGCAUGUUAGACCUUCUCCGAACCAAGUGCAGCACUGAAAAAGAUGGCAAGUUGUUGUUCGACAGCACUUUGAGCUGCAUUAUUGUUCAUGCUUGAGUGUCCCUUUAAAAAAAAUGUUCAUAUAGUGCAUUCUGAUUUCACUUCAUGCCUUUCUGCCAUCAUGAAAGAAUAAACAA